Messenger RNA from Momordica charantia (bitter melon), 4549 nucleotides. RefSeq names its product ABC transporter G family member STR2-like. The record is from RefSeq and is a predicted model, not a curated record. Gene Ontology annotation, biological process: transmembrane transport. Lineage: Eukaryota; Viridiplantae; Streptophyta; Magnoliopsida; Cucurbitales; Cucurbitaceae. Gene Ontology annotation, molecular function: ATP hydrolysis activity; ABC-type transporter activity; ATP binding. Gene Ontology annotation, cellular component: membrane.
UGGGUAGCUGUCAUCAGGACUUCAAUCGGUGAGCCACGUUGGCCAAAACCAGAAAAAACUUUCUGGUAGAAACACAGCCAAAUGCCGAUCAUAUCACCUUCACUUACGCUUCAAUAAAUAAAAACAAAGCUGAAGCAAAAUCUGCUGUGGGUUUUGAUCUGCAGGCAACAAAAGCAAUGAGCCAUCCCAAGUACGCUCAUCCCUACUAUCAGGGUCCGCCGCCUCCCGUGGUGGCGCCGCCACAAUAUGCAGUUGCUCGGCCGCGGAGACCGGGUUGCCUGGAGGCAUGUCUUGCUGCGCUAUGCUGCUGCUGUCUUGUUGACCAGUGCUGCUGCGACCCCUUUUGUCUCUUCGCCUUCUAGCUUAGCCCUACCCCUACAUCUGCUUUCUUACAAACUUCAUCAUUAUAUGACAAACUCCAAAUCCAACCAGUCGUCAGGAUGUUAAUUCCAACAAGGACUCCAAUGAAAAACAGGAGGGGACUUCCGUGCUGAAAGCACAAACGCUGGCCACAAGCCAAAAACCAGGCGAUGAAGAAAACAAGAAAGCUUCUUGUUCUCUUAGUGAUCCAUACGAUCCCGUACGGAUCCUUCAAAGAAUGGAAUAUGAUACCAACUUUGGAUUUUCCCCCUCUUCUACACUGACCCACCAGCCGUAGCUUCCAUUUAACUCCUCUUCGGCCUCCUCAAGUCAAAAAAUUGGGAGAUCCCCAAAAAGAAGGAGAAAAAGAACGUACCUGAAGUCCUUCGUCUUCCUUUCUUCAUGUUUUUUUAAGUUUCUUUCUAUACGCAGCUUGCUACACUAACCAGGAAACAUGGCCCAUGGUGGUGGUAAUCGCCGUGAUACAGCGUUUGACAUUGGUAAAACUACGUUUAAUGGUGGGCUUGAGUUUUCUGGCCUUACUUAUACUGUCAUCAAAGACAAGGAACAUGAAGGGAAGCUGGUGAAGCAAGAAGUAGACUUGUUGCACAAUAUUUCGGGGUAUUCACCAAAAGGAAGUAUCACCGCAGUAUUAGGUCCCAGUGGGGCUGGAAAAUCUACCUUCUUGGAUGGUCUUGCGGGAAGAAUUGCAAGCGGAAGCCUGAAGGGUAGAGUUUCUUUGGAUGGCAUGGAAAUGAGCCCAAGCUUGAUUAAAAGAACUUCUGCAUAUAUAAUGCAAGAUGACAGGCUCUUCCCGAAGCUCACUGUUUACGAGACUCUGAUGUUCGCAGCAGACUUCCGGCUGGGUUCAAUUCCAAAAAACGAUAAAAUGGAACGGGUGGAGAAAUUGAUUGAGCAGCUUGGUUUAUCAUCUGCUCGAAACACCUAUAUUGGAGAUGAAGGAACAAGAGGGGUGUCCGGUGGCGAACGAAGACGAGUUUCAAUUGGGGUGGACAUCAUCCAUGGACCAUCACUGCUUUUCCUUGAUGAGCCAACUUCAGGACUAGACUCCACCAGUGCUUACAGUGUCAUUGAAAAGGUGCAUAAUAUAGCUCGCACUGACAGCACUGUGAUCCUUACAAUCCACCAGCCAUCAUCUCGAAUCCUAUCAUUCUUUGACCAUCUCAUCAUCCUUGCUCGAGGGCAGCUCAUGUUUCAAGGAUCACCAAAGGAUAUCAAACACCAUAUCAGUCUAAUGGGACGAAAAGUACCUCGAGGAGAAAAUCCAAUUGAAUAUCUUAUGGAUGUUAUUCAAGAAUAUGAUCGGUCUGAAUUUGGAGUGCAGGCACUAGCUGAGUUCGCUAGAACAGGAACGAAGCCCCCACACUUGUCUGAUGAAGAGAUUUCGUUAUCUACUAUACAUGCCUCGCCGGCUUCAUCUUAUCAGUCUGGUGUACAAAAAACUAGCAAUAUUGUGACUGGAAAACGGCUCCACUUGCAAACCAGUUCUUGUGCUUUAAAUGAUCAUGAUCAUAGUUUGAGAAGCACUUAUAAUACAUCAAGGUCAUGGAGUGCGAGUAAUAGUGUGGUUAUGCAGGCUCUGAGGCUGCCAAAAAGACAACAAGAUGGAGCAAAGCUGCGUAAUCAAAUGAGUUCUUCGCCUGCCUCUUAUGCAUACUCAUUUGAUGUCCUGCAUGGCACACCAACACCUUAUAGCAGUGAUUACACAGUGAAUGAAAAUGACUACCUGACUUCAAAUGUCGGUUCAAAAUCUGUUCCCAUUCACAACCUGGGGAAAAAAAAUUCAAACUCAUUUUUCUCUGAGACCUGGAUUCUUAUGCGUCGAAAUUUCAAGAACAUCUCAAGAACCCCUGAGCUGUUCCUGUCAAGGUUGAUGGUCCUCACAGUUAUGGGGUUUAUGAUGGCUACAAUGUUCAUGAAUCCUAAAGAGAAUAUUCAAGGAAUCACAAACCGUCUCAGCUUCUUCAUCUUUACCGUCUGUCUCUUCUUUUUCUCUUCCAAUGAUGCUGUCCCAGCAUUCAUUCAAGAACGUUUCAUUUUCAUCCGUGAAACUUCCCACAAUGCCUAUAGAGCAUCAUCUUACACCAUCGCUGGUCUUAUUACUCACCUGCCUUUUCUUGGCCUGCAAGCCGCGGUCUAUGCUGGCAUAGUUUGGUUUGCUUUGAAACUCCGAGGAUCUUUCAUAUAUUUCCUGAUAGUCCUCUACAUGUCCCUUCUUUCAACAAACUCAUUUGUUGUAUUCAUUAGCUCAGUGGUACCGAACUAUAUCUUGGGUUACGCUGCUGUGAUUGCAUUCACUGCCCUCUUUUUCUUGUUUUGUGGAUAUUUCUUAAACAGCCACGACAUUCCCCCUUACUGGAAGUGGAUGAACAAGAUUUCAACGAUGACAUAUCCAUAUGAAGGGCUUUUGAUGAACGAGUAUCAGACUUCUAAUCCUUUUGGGAAGCAAGCGAAUGGAACUGAUAUUACUGGUAUUAACAUAUUGGAAAGUCUUCAUAUCAAAACCGAUUCAGACAAAAAGUGGGAAAAUGUGAUUGUGAUGCUUGGUUGGGCCGUGCUUUAUAGAAUUUUGUUCUACCUAAUUCUUCGUUUUGCAUCCAAGAACCAGAGGACGUGAAUAAUCGAGGGAGUGGUCAAGAAAUAGUUCCUACAUUAGAGUACUGAUUUAAUUGAGAAUGAAAUUUCAUGCUUUCAUUUGCCCUCGUUUUUCUUGUAUUGGAAAAUCAAGUUCUACUUACAUCAGUGAAACUACAGUCUAAAAUGACUUUCAAUUUCCUGGGACAAACCAAAGUUAAAAUAACAGCUACCAAGUUCUCGAGUUUGGACCGAAAACAAAUUGAGGAGCUACAAUAAACUGCCGCCCCAUACAAUGAGGGUUGAUAUUCAAAAUUUCAAAUGGAUGCAGGAUACCUUUCGUAUCCAUAUUCCAGUGCUAAAUACACUCUCCGAAUAAUUUUUCCGGGAACCUCACCAUACUCCCUGAGCCCCGUUGUUCAUUCUUCCUCUCUUUCAUCCUGGAAUUCGGUUUUCCGUUUGCAACUUAAUUUUGGAUGAAUUAAAUGCACUGCUAUUGACAAAUUAUAUCCUAUUAUACAAACAAGAAAAUCGAUAGAAAAUAAGACACCAAGAGGCAAAUAAAUCAAUUUCUUCAUUGGAGAUUAUCAUUAUCCAAUAUUUAAAGGACCUGAAUUUUGGUAUUUUGCCUAGGAAUCGCUGCUUUGGCCAACUCAUGCUUAGGGUUUAAAUUUUAAUAGCCUAUCGGUAAGAAUCUACAUCAUCUUGGAGUCUUCGCCCGUAUCGAAGCUGCUCAUUUAUGAUUCCUAUGAAUGUGAAGCAUUCGGCAAAAGGUUAUACCAAAGAAACUGAUAUUACAUCUUGCUACAUUUGCACAUUUCAGGGAAUCAAAUAUGUAGAGAGCCCAAUAAUAAUAUUAAGGAGCUAAGCAAAAUGCAAUUAAAAAGGCUAACAAGCAAUUAUCUGAUCAAUCAAUUUGGACUUCUGACAAUCUUAAAGAAACUUGAGAUGAUAUGGUGGACGGACUGAUGAAGAUUGGAGGUAACUUAAGGACAAGAUGACCCAAAUAACUUGAGGUAUUAAGCUAUUAAACAACUUGAUAACUUUAUUCAUCUUUCAACGACUUUCACCAAGACCUGUGCCAUUUAACAACCUGCUACUGAUUCCAUUAGUUGAGCCAAAGAAUAAAAAAUUGAAAAUCCUGAUGAUCCAGGAGAAGUUGUGUUAAGUUCUAAUGUACACUGUUAUUUUGAUCAAUGGUCUAGCAACAGCCUCACCGAAUACAGUCAUAUUGUUCCAUUGACAUCAAAUAUACCUUUCCCUCUUAUUAUAACAGCACAUAUUCUAAGUUAUUGCUAUUAGGAUAGAAUUAGAAACAUUAUUAGGAUUAAAGCGAGCAUAGGUCACCGGUAAUUGGCAUAUAUCUCAAACCAAAAGGUUGCGAGUUCGAUCUUCACCCCACAUGUUGUACUAAAAAAAAGAAACAUUAUUAGGGUAUUGAGGUAUAUUAGUAAUUUUUGUUUGAGAAAUUUGUUAUAAAUAGGGUGAGAAAGGAUGAAGCUAGACAACUGUUUAGUGUGGUUUAAGCUUGAGUAAGAAUACACAAGAGAGGGGAGGUUCCAAAUAUCUCGAAUUACUACAAGAUUAUUGUAGC